This is a messenger RNA of Asparagus officinalis (garden asparagus), 981 nucleotides long. RefSeq names its product replication protein A 70 kDa DNA-binding subunit B-like. The transcript is spliced from 8 exons. The record is from RefSeq and is a predicted model, not a curated record. NCBI's taxonomy places the organism in Eukaryota, Viridiplantae, Streptophyta, Magnoliopsida, Asparagales, Asparagaceae. The coding region runs from base 1 to 981 and encodes 326 amino acids.
AUGUACGGAGAGACUAUCGAAAAGUUUAUAGAUAUGCUUAGAAAAAAUCAAAUUAUUUUCAUUUCAAAUGGAGAAGUGAAAGGAAUAAACCCAGCUUUUCCAAGUAUCCACAAGUCACUAGAAUUAGUACUAACAAAAGACUUAUCGAUCAAAAAAGCACCAACAGGAUUCUACUUGGAGAACAUAGUUAACAACUUUGUGCCAUUUGAAGAAGCAUUUUCCAUAAAAGAUGCAACAAAAAUUAAUAUUCUAGCAAUAACAACUAAUGUGAAGCCGGUAAUCAACUAUAUUACAAGACACAACAAACCAGACAGUAGGAGGGAAAUCACACUUAUGGAUAUAAGUGGAAUGCCAAUGCGUACAACUUUAUUUGGAGAUUUGGCUACAAAUGAAGGAUCAAUUCUUGAAGCAAAAAUCAAAUAUAAGCCUAUAAUAGCAUUAUCAGAUUUUAAAAUCUCUAUAUAUCAAGGAGAUACAAGCAUAUCGUCGCAAAUUAUUUCAACAUUAUGUAUAAACCCAAAAAUAGAACUAGCUAGCGAAUUAAGGGAAUGGUUUCAAUUGAAAAAAGCUACAAAAGCAAAAGGAUCUUCAUCAACACUUUUUAAAAAUGUUAGGGAAAUUCAUAUUAGUGAUAUUAUGCAAACAUCACAAAAUUCGAUACAGGCACGAUAUUGCAUAUUUAAGGAAAAGAUAACUACUAUUUUAAAUAGGUUCGAGCCAUGGUUCUAUUCUUGCAAAGGCUGUGACAAGAAGGUUGAUAAAAAUGUUAGUAAAGAGUGUCUGAAUGACAAAUACCACAGAAUCAUUGAUGACCCAGUACCAAUGUGCUUAGUUAAGAUUCUCGUGGAAAAUGACGCGGAUAAUGCAAGAGUAACACUCUUUGACGCAGCAGAAACUCUUAUUGGAUGCAAAGUAGAAAAAUUUAUUACAGAAAAGAAAGAGAAAAAUAAUCAGAGUCCAUAUUUUCAAAAUUUGUUUUGA